This is a messenger RNA of Durusdinium trenchii, 1434 nucleotides long. The record is from the annotation of a GenBank genome assembly. NCBI's taxonomy places the organism in Eukaryota, Dinophyceae, Suessiales, Symbiodiniaceae.
AUGUGGGGUGACGCGCAUUCUGAUAUCACUGACUGUGGGGACACUGACUUGCCUCUCAAGAAGGGCAAACCCCUAUGCCUCAGCUUUUGCAGAGCAAGGUGUCUUUCAGGGCAAAGCGCCGACUCGCAGCUCGUGUUUUCAUCCACAAGGAACCUUAUGUUGAACAUUUGCAGAAGUUUGCAGCCACUAUACAAGAAGAUUACGAAGCAAAUCUCACCGUCCACUCGGCACCCUGUGCUCCUUGUCCAAUCUGUUUGCAAGGAGACAGGGGCAGUUCUUGCGUGCAAUGGAUGGGUGCUGUCUCUAGCCGGUUUUCGUCCUUUGCGUGUGGAUGGCAUUGAGCUAGAACUGCCGGACCUUGGUGCGCUGGUGCCUCCUUGCGAUGUGAGGUUGAAAUCGGCCAAUAUCUUCAAGUCGGUGCUUUCCACAUUCUGUUUUGCGAGUAUGGACAGAAUUGCAUUUGACAUCGCGCAAAGCCACACGGCAUAUGUGGGACCUUCUGGCACAGGCAGGCUGGAAUAUUGCUUUCAGCCCCAGUACACCCUUGCCUGGGGACAACUGACUUCUUUGCAUCUUGCCAAUCAGUUGACAUGGACUCCAGUUUGCCUCGUCGGCCACGACAAUGAUGAUGAUGGUGAUGACAACGAGGGUGAUCAGGAUGACGCUAAUGAAGAUCAGGACGGGCCAAAUGAUGAGCUUGAGGAUCUUACCAAUUUGGUGGAUGAGCUAUUGGGAGAACAAAAAACAGAGUCCAAGCAGCAGUCGAAACGGCGGUCCAAGCAGCAGUCAACACGUGGUCGAGCAGGAGGGGGACACAAAAGCGAGAAACCAGCACCGCCAAAAAGUGAGCUUGAGCAUGUAGACCCAGAGCUGGCUGAGCUGCAGCGGGAAUGGCUUCUUGCCAGAGAUCGGCAUUUGGGGCAUACUUCAGCAUGGACAUGUGACCUAGCUUCCAUGCCACCAGAUGUUGCUCAGUCAGUGGAACAGAAUCAGAAGAAGGAUACGAAGGAGGCGGCAUGGAGCAGCAAACGAGCAAAGAAGCAGCAACAUGCAACAGCGCCAUCGGCGUCGGCAUCAUCUUCAGCAGCGGACAGCUCAGGCACCGGCAGGAUGCACACAGAGGAACAUCGAGAGCCGCCCUACUUUAUGGAUGAGGAAGGACAUGUUUGGAAGCAAAGUAUUGUCAACGGACCAACAACAUAUUUGGGACGUAUCACUGAAGUGCGCAAAGGGCAGAAAGGCCAUUCUAUAGCAGUACGUUGCCAACAUCACACCAACUGCAGCGUCCUCAAGACGGCUAAUGCUUUUGCACCUCGUGGACACCUGACAUAUGACAUGCUGAUGCAGUGGCUCUUCAUUGGACCUGACCGGGUUCCUAACCGCACAGACGCAGCUGCCCACAGGACCUUGUUUCACGCAAUAGCAGCGGCUUAA